UCAAUAAUCGCGGAACUCCGGAUCGGUAUCACGAAAUCGAAUCACUUAUCGAACAAUGGCCACGGUACUUGGACGUGUAAUUGUGUACGGGGGCAAGGGUGCCCUCGGCUCAGCCUGCGUAUCACAAUUUAAAUCGCAAAAUUGGUGGGUUGGCUCCAUUGACAUGCAGCCAAACGAUCAAGCAGAUGCAAAUAUGAUUGUAAAACCUGACAAUAAUUGGCAACAGCAGCAAACGGAGAUCUUGACUCAAGUUAAAGAUAUAUUGAAAAACGAAAAAGUCGAUGGCAUUAUUUGUGUGGCUGGGGGAUGGGCCGGUGGUAAUGCAGCACAUAAAGAUUUCGUGAAAAACAGCGACUUGAUGUGGAAACAAAGCGUUUGGAGUUCCAUCAUAGCUGCCAGUAUUGCGGCUGAAUACUUGAAGGAAGGAGGAUUUCUUUCUUUGACUGGUGCUAAACCGGCGUUAGAAGAAACACCAGGUAUGAUUGGCUAUGGUAUGGCAAAAGCAGCUGUUCAUCAGUUAACGAGAUCUUUGGCGGCUAAAGAUAGCGGUCUUCCUUUCAACAGUUUGGUAGCUUGCAUACUACCUGUUACUUUAGAUACGCCAAUGAACAGGAAAUGGAUGCCCAAAGCUGAUACAAGCACGUGGACUCCACUCGAGUUUGUGUCCAAUUUAUUCUGGAAAUGGUCGCAAAAUCAAGAUCGGCCUGCUAACGGUUCUCUCCUGCAACUCAUUACUAAGGAUAAUAAAACGGAUCUGAUCACGGCUUAAAGAUAUCAAAUGAAUAAAAUUUAUGGGAACAAAAGUCUUGAAGCAUUUAUGACAAUAUAAUAUACCUCGUUAUUACAUUAGAUAUAUCUUGUUUAUUGUUAUACAAAGGAGAUAUGUUUAAGGAUGGCAAGUCCUUAGAAAGUUUUAUUUUUGUAUCAAUAAAAACUAAUCUUUUUGAUAUUUUUAAACGUACAUUCCAACAUUAUAUAUUUUUG
Trachymyrmex cornetzi is the source of this 984-nucleotide messenger RNA. RefSeq names its product dihydropteridine reductase (gene Dhpr). The transcript has 5 exons. Gene Ontology annotation, biological process: L-phenylalanine catabolic process; tetrahydrobiopterin biosynthetic process. Gene Ontology annotation, molecular function: NADPH binding; 6,7-dihydropteridine reductase activity; NADH binding. NCBI's taxonomy places the organism in Eukaryota, Metazoa, Arthropoda, Insecta, Hymenoptera, Formicidae. Gene Ontology annotation, cellular component: cytoplasm. The record is from RefSeq and is a predicted model, not a curated record. The coding region runs from base 56 to 769 and encodes 237 amino acids.